GAAGAAAAAGAAGAAGAAGAAAAAGAAGAGGAAGAAGAAGAAGGAGGAGGAGGGGGCCGAGAAGAGCAGCUCACCCUACGCGGCCACCAUGGAAGACAACGCCGCGCUCCGGGCAAGCGGCCGGGGGCUCUCGGACCCGUGGGCGGAUUCGGUGGGAGUGCGACCCCGCACCACCGAGCGCCACAUCGCGGUGCACAAGCGGCUCGUGCUGGCCUUCGCCGUGUCCAUCGUGGCACUACUUGCGGUCACCAUGCUUGCGGUGCUGCUUAGCCUGCGCUUCGACGAGUGCGGGGCAAACGCAGCGCCUGGCGCCGACGGUGGCCCCGCUGGCUUCCCUGAGCGCGGUAGUAACGGUAGCCUUCCGGGAUCUGCCCGGCGCAACCACCACGCGGGCGGAGACUCCUCGCAGCCGGACAUAAGUGGGGUGGCCACCCCAGGGAUCCCAUCUGCUCAGCCGCCGUCGGAGGAGGAGCGGGAGCAGUGGCAGCCCUGGACGCAGCUGCGCCUAUCUGGCCAUCUCAAACCGCUGCACUACAAUUUGAUGCUCACCGCCUUUAUGGAAAACUUCACCUUCUCCGGGGAGGUCAACGUGGAGAUCGCGUGCCGGAACGCCACCCGCUACGUAGUGCUGCACGCCUCCCGGGUGGCGGUGGAGAAGGUGCAAGUGGCCGAGGACCGGGCGGCGGGAGCAGUCCCGGUGGCGGGCUUUUUCCUCUACCCGCAGACCCAGGUCUUAGUUGUGGUGCUGAACAGGACCCUGGACGCGCAGAGGAAUUACAAUUUGAAGAUUAUCUACAACGCCUUGAUAGAGAACGAGCUUCUGGGCUUCUUCCGCAGCUCCUACGUGCUCCACGGGGAGAGAAGAUUCCUUGGUGUCACUCAGUUUUCACCUGUACACGCCAGAAAGGCAUUUCCGUGUUUUGAUGAGCCAAUCUACAAGGCCACUUUCAAAAUCAGCAUCAAACAUCAAGCCACCUACUUAUCUCUAUCCAAUAUGCCAGUGGAAACUUCUGUGUUUGAGGAAGAUGGAUGGGUAACAGAUCACUUUUCACAGACUCCUCUCAUGUCCACAUAUUAUUUAGCCUGGGCGAUUUGCAACUUCACAUACAGAGAAACUACUACCAAGAGUGGGGUUGUAGUACGAUUAUAUGCAAGACCUGAUGCUAUCAGAAGAGGAUCCGGGGACUAUGCUCUCCAUAUUACAAAGAGAUUAAUAGAAUUUUAUGAAGACUACUUUAAAGUGCCCUAUUCCUUGCCAAAACUAGAUCUUUUAGCUGUGCCUAAGCACCCGUAUGCUGCUAUGGAGAACUGGGGACUAAGUAUUUUUGUGGAACAAAGAAUACUGCUGGAUCCCAGUGUUUCAUCUAUUUCUUAUUUGCUGGAUGUCACCAUGGUCAUUGUUCAUGAGAUAUGUCACCAGUGGUUUGGUGACCUCGUGACUCCUGUGUGGUGGGAAGAUGUGUGGCUGAAGGAAGGUUUUGCUCACUACUUUGAAUUUGUGGGUACAGACUACCUCUACCCUGGCUGGAACAUGGAAAAGCAGAGGUUUCUGACAGAUGUUCUGCAUGAAGUGAUGCUGCUUGAUGGUUUGGCCAGUUCCCAUCCAGUAUCACAGGAAGUGCUCCAGGCAACAGAUAUUGACAGGGUGUUUGACUGGAUCGCAUAUAAAAAGGGUGCUGCUUUAAUAAGAAUGCUGGCUAAUUUUAUGGGCCAUUCAGUUUUUCAGAGGGGUUUACAAGAUUAUUUAACCAUUCAUAAGUAUGGCAAUGCAGCCAGAAAUGAUCUCUGGAAUACAUUAUCAGAGGCUUUAAAAAGGAAUGGAAAAUACGUAAAUAUACAAGAAGUAAUGGAUCAGUGGACACUCCAGAUGGGUUAUCCUGUUAUCACCAUCUUGGGAAAUGCAACAGCAGAGCAUAGAAUAAUAAUUACCCAGCAACAUUUUAUUUAUGACAUCAGUACUAAAACUAAAGCACUUGAACGUCAGAAUAACAGUUACCUAUGGCAGAUUCCAUUAACUAUUGUGGUAGGAAAUAGAAGCCAUGUGUCUUCAGAAGCAAUUAUUUGGGUGUCUAACAAAUCAGAGCAACACAGAAUAACCUACUUGGAGAAAGGAAGUUGGCUGCUUGGAAACAUCAAUCAAACUGGCUACUUUAGAGUCAACUAUGACCUAAGGAACUGGAGAUUAUUAAUUGAUCAAUUAAUCAGAAACCAUGAGGUUCUUUCUGUCAGUAAUCGUGCAGGUUUGAUUGACGAUGCCUUCAGCCUGGCCAGGGCUGGCUAUUUGCCUCAGAAUAUUCCCCUGGAGAUUAUCAGAUACCUGUCUGAGGAGAAGGAUUUCCUUCCUUGGCACGCUGCCAGCCGAGCUCUUUAUCCUCUAGAUAAAUUACUGGACCGAAUGGAGAACUACAAUGUCUUCAAUGAAUAUAUUUUAAAACAAGUUGCAACAACAUACAUCAAGCUUGGAUGGCCAAAAAAUAAUUUCAAUGGAUCUCUUGUUCAAGCAUCCUAUCAACAUGAAGAACUCCGCAGAGAAGUGAUAAUGCUGGCAUGCAGUUUUGGCAACAAGCACUGUCACCAGCAGGCAUCAACACUGAUUUCAGAUUGGAUUUCCAGCAACAGGAACAGAAUUCCACUAAAUGUUAGAGACAUCGUCUACUGUACAGGAGUGUCACUACUGGAUGAGGACGUCUGGGAAUUCAUUUGGAUGAAAUUCCACUCCACCACAGCAGUUUCUGAAAAGAAGAUCUUAUUAGAGGCUUUAACUUGCAGCGAUGACAGGAAUUUAUUAAAUAGGCUUCUAAAUUUGUCACUGAAUUCUGAGGUCGUACUGGAUCAAGAUGCAAUUGAUGUCAUAAUCCAUGUAGCUCGAAAUCCACACGGUCGAGACCUUGCCUGGAAGUUUUUCAGAGAUAAAUGGAAGAUAUUAAACACCAGGUAUGGAGAAGCAUUAUUUAUGAAUUCCAAACUCAUCAGUGGAGUUACAGAAUUUCUUAAUACUGAAAGUGAACUUAAAGAGCUAAAGAACUUCAUGAAGAGCUAUGACGGGGUAGCUGCUGCUUCUUUCUCACGAGCUGUGGAAACUGUGGAAGCCAACGUGCGCUGGAAAAUACUUUAUCAAGAUGAGCUUUUCCAAUGGCUGGGAAAAGCUAUGCGGCACUAACAUGUUUCUCUUCUGAACAAUUCAACUCAGAAUUUUGUGAGAGAAUCUGCUUUAAGUGAAAUGAGGAAAAUGGCCAGAAUUUCAGAGUUAACAUGUGGGAGGAUAUUUUUUCUUUUGGUUUUGGGGGAUUUUUUUGUUUGUUUCAUUCAUUCUGUUUUGUUUCACGACUGGGUGUUCUUCUGUAAAGAAACUUGCAAGUGAAACUUGCCAUGGUUGCUUCAGCUGUACAUUUCUUGCUGUACAGGACCAAAUAUAAUAGUGGUGCAUGUUGAUGUUGCAGUCAGUUUGGAAAAAAUAUAUUCCGGAUACUCUGUGCAUGGUCCUGCCUGUGUUCCAGCAUGCUUAUUAAAAUGUCCAAUGUUGAAUGUGAAUAUAUGUUACAUCCAGGAUGGGCAUUAUACAAAAGCACAACGAUUAUCUAUGACAAUCAGUGUUGCAAUGAAAGUAAAACUUUAAAGGGAAAUUUUCUCUUCUCAGUCUUGGACAUCAGAGAGUUAAAAUAGCCCUUUAAGUGAUCAGUAUCAUUUAUUUGAGCACUUGGAUUGUCUGGCAAUGAUUACUGUGUUGCUAACUCAUUUUCUUUGAGUUAAAAUUGUGUAUAAAUUAGAAAAGCAUACAGAUCGUGUAUACAUAUGUGUAUGUACAUAGGGAAGACCCCAUAUGUAUAUAGUAUGUUGUACACUGCAUAUGUGCAAAGAAUCUCUUUAGAUCAACGAACAUUUCUUUUUUUAUAAGUGUAUGGACACUUUGAAAAGGCUUGAAAGAGUUUAUCUCAACAUUAUCCUUCCUGUCCUAACUAAAUUUCCAAACUGGUUUUUCAUCUGUUUUCUGAACAGUGGUUUAUUCUACUAUGUGAAGAUAAAUUCUAACAAAAUUUACAUAUGUAAACUAACCACUCUUCUAAUUCUCCUGGGAUAGUAGCAGCCUUGCGUACAGAUUCUGUCAGCAUUUUGGUCACAUUUCCUAUCACAUAAGACAAUUGUGUAAACUUAUAAUUAUCAGCACUGAGAAAGUGUUUAUUUUCCAUCAGGUUUGUCCAUUUUAUCUUGGCUGGUGCAGAGUUAAAAUAUUUCUCCGUGUGUUAGUCUGUAUCUGUGUUGCUCUGAUCCUGCAUUAAGCAACCAUACCUCAAUGGGUCUAUAAGCAUUUAAUGACCUUUUGUGCCAGUUGUACCAUCCCCUAAGAUACAAAUUUGCUUUUAUUGUAUUAACAUACAAAGCCUUUCUUUUGGCAUUAACAACUUUGUCUACCUGGGAAGUUUGAAUAGCCAUUUUCAUGGCUGUGUGGAACACAAGUUUUUUUAAAUGGCAUUCUUACCCAGUAGGCCAGCUCUAUAAAAAUAAUUUCUGUGUUUCAGAAUUAACAAAAUUUAAGCUUACCAUUAUAAAAUAUUGAUGCAACUACUGUAUGAAUGAGUAAAGUGUUUGUGGACUACUUCUUAUUUUCCUGAGGCAUUCCAGUCCUCCAAAUCUUGCAAAUCAUUGAAACAAAUGAAUUCUGAAACUAAUAAUCAUCAAAUACUGAAAAAAAUAGGCAUUCAUGAACCUAGUGCCAUUGAAUUCUUUUCAGUGCAUAGAAAGAAGAAAUAAUCCCAUAAUUCAUAGAAUAAGACCACCUAAAAUUGAAUUUUAUCAUUUAAGCAACUAAUUACUCAUACUUAAAUUUUUCAACACUUCAUUCAAUGAAAAUACAUGAAUCUUAAAUACUCUAUGUGGUGUUAAUAAGCCAUGAUAAUUCUUAGUAUAAACAAAAAUUAUGCCACCUAUCAGAAAUGAUAAAAUCCAAUUACUCUACAUGUCACACAAUUAUUUUAUAUGUCACAUUUAUGAAGUCCUUAUGGGGCAAGUUCUGAAACAUAAUAAUAAUAAAUAUUACACUGCCACUUAGGCCCCAAAUAUUCCCUAUAUCACUACUAAAUUCAUGUAACUGAGAUGAUAAAAAAUGGGAACUGGGUGUCUUGUUUUGUGUCAUGAAUUACUGAAAAUUCUUAGUAGUUGUGGCAUUUUUUACAGUGAAAUCACUUUGAGUUAGAAGAGCUUUUAUAGUUCUUUAUCCUCCCCACUGUUAAUAGUCAUAAUCCUCUUUCAGUAUUUUAGUGGCCUUGAACAACUGGUUUAGCUACAAUUUCAAAUCCUAAGUGUAUAAUUAUGUGCAAUGUUUAAUACCUCAUAUAAUUCUUGUUCAACAGUAUAGUGGUACCAAUGGCGUUGAGAUGACAUUUUUGUUCUACAUAUUUUUCAAUAGUUUAUCAUUUUCAAUGUUGAAAUUAUAUCAGGCUUUAAAGUUUUUUAGUUGUUUAAAUAAGUAAUAUUUUCAAAAUAAUAAAAUAACCAAUGGUAUCUCUUGGAAUAUUCUGUAAAUUGUAGUUAUAAAAUUAUAUUUUCUACUUA
Molecule: messenger RNA, 5550 nt
Organism: Castor canadensis (American beaver)
Lineage: Eukaryota; Metazoa; Chordata; Mammalia; Rodentia; Castoridae
Gene: Trhde
Product: thyrotropin releasing hormone degrading enzyme
Biological process (GO): peptide catabolic process; proteolysis
Cellular component (GO): membrane; cytoplasm
Molecular function (GO): metalloaminopeptidase activity; peptide binding; zinc ion binding
Source: RefSeq, a predicted model, not a curated record